Eurytemora carolleeae is the source of this 2266-nucleotide messenger RNA. It is a transcript of the gene DhpD, whose product is annotated as guanine deaminase. Lineage: Eukaryota; Metazoa; Arthropoda; Copepoda; Calanoida; Temoridae. The record is from RefSeq and is a predicted model, not a curated record. The coding region runs from base 21 to 1415 and encodes 464 amino acids. Gene Ontology annotation, biological process: guanine catabolic process. Gene Ontology annotation, molecular function: guanine deaminase activity; zinc ion binding. Gene Ontology annotation, cellular component: cytosol. The transcript has 12 exons.
CUUGAUCUUUCAUAGAAAGAAUGACAAUGACUGAGGUAUCUCAAGUGUAUGUUGGUUAUCUAGUUGAAAGUAGGAAGGAUUGGAGUUUAAACAUUGAACAGGGGGUUCUAGUUAUUCAACAAAAUAGAAUUGUUUUCAGAGCAAAGGUUUCUGAACUUGAAUAUGUACUGGAAAAGUACAAUGUAGCCAGGAAUGAUGUAACUGUACUGAGCUCCUCCCAGUUUCUAAUGCCUGGUCUAAUAGAUACUCACAUCCAUGCUUCACAGUUCCCUAAUGCAGGUUUAGCUCUGGAGCUCCCCCUGUUAGACUGGUUGGAGAAGUAUACCUUUCCGACAGAAGCAAAGUUUUCCAGGCCUGAGUUUUCAGUUGAGGUGUACAAUAGAUGUGUACGUGCUACCCUUGACAGCGGAACUACUACAGCUGCAUACUUUGCUACAAUACAUAGAGAAUCUAGCGAAAUUUUAGCCAAGGUGUGUCUACAACUUGGACAAAGAGCAUUUGUUGGAAAGGUUUGCAUGGACAGAAAUAGUCCGGACUACUAUGUUGAGAAAACUGAAGAAUCUCUCGCAGAAACUCAAGCUUUUGUUAACAAGAUAUCUGAGUUGGGAGGUUCUCUGGUAAAUCCUAUUAUUACGCCUAGGUUUGUUCCAUCCUGUUCCAGACUUCUAAUGUCAGAGUUGGGGCGUAUAGCUAAGGAAAAGAACCUGCAUAUCCAGACCCAUCUAUCCGAGAAUAAAAAAGAAGUUGAAUGGGUUCGUGAAUUAGAAUCUGAUUGUCAAACAUAUGCACAGGUUUAUGAGAAAUGUGGACUUCUAACUCGUAAAACAAUUCUAGCUCACGCUGUUCAUCUUUCAGAUCAGGAACUAGAAACUAUCAGGGAGUAUAACUCUGGAGUAUCUCAUUGUCCUAACUCUAACUUCAGUCUCAAGUCUGGAGUUUGUGAUGUACGAAGGAUGAAGAAUAAAGGAGUUAAGGUUGGAUUGGGAACUGAUUGUUCUGGAGGGUACAGCUCCUCUAUAAUAAACAGUAUGCGACUAUCUGUGCUAGCCAGCAACUCUAUCAAGUUAUCCAAGGAACUUGGUUUAGGAGAAGGAGCAGGAGAAGGAGAAGGAGAAGGAGAAGGAGAAGGAUCUGAAUAUAUCCCACUAGAUUAUGCUGACUCCGUAUACCUGGCUACACUAGGUGGAGCCCAGCUCCUGGAUAUGGAGGAGAACCUUGGAUCUCUAGAACCAGGAAAACUAGCAGAUUUUCUCCUGGUGGACAUGCAAGGGAAAAGAGAAACCACCCCCUUCGGUCACGAGAGUAUUCAAAAUUUUGUUCACAAAUUCGUCUUCCUUGGGGACGACAGGAACAUCGUCCUGGUGGUGGUGGACGGUAAAAUCGUCAAGGAUAUCAGGAACAUGCAGAAUAUUUAAAUCUAUCUACACUUGACGACAGACCCUCAACACAAGAUGAAAGUUUAGAUGAGAUAAGAGUAACGUUCUUUCUAUCUUAUAUCGCCUCCAUUUUUUCCUUUUACAUUUGGGAGUUAAAUGUUUUAUGUAUUAAUUUAUAAUUUUCUAUUCUUAAAGAGAUUGACCUAAUCUUUGAAGACUGCUUUGGUUGAUUUAAUCUCAAAGUAUACUGCAUGAAAACUGUUUGAUUAAUUUAAUCUCCAAGUUUACUGUCAGAAAACUGCUUGAAUGAUUUAAUCUUCAAUAAUACUGUCUAACAACUGCUUGAUUGAUUUAAUCUCCAAGAAUACUGCUUGACACCUGCUUUGAUUUAUUUAAUCUCCAAGUAUUCUGCAUAAAAAAAUGUUAAUCUAAUCUCCAAGUAUACUACAUGAAAACUUCUUGAUUGAAUUAAUCUCUAAGUAUACUGUCUGAAAACUGAUUGCUUGAUUUAAUCUCAAAGUAGAUUGCUUGAAGACGGCUUUGAUUGAUUUAAUCCCCAAGUUUACUGUCUGAAAACUGCUUGACUGAUUAAAUCUUCAAGUACACUCUCUGAAAAAAAACUGCUUGAUUGGUUUAAUCUCCAAAUAUGCUGUAUGACAACUGCUUAAUUGAUUUAACCUCCAUUUAUACAGUAUCAAAACUGCUUGAUUGAUUUUAUCUCAUAGUAUACUGCAUGAAAACUGCUUAAUUAAUUUAAUCUCCAAGUAUAAUGUAUCAAAACUGCUAAAUUGAUUUAAUCUCCAAGAAUACUGUAUUAAUUUAAUCUUCAAGAUUACUCUCAGAAAACUGCUUUGAUAAACUUAAUCAACAAAUAAACUACUUAAAGACUG